GGCACGCGUGCUCGCCCAAGACGGAGAACCACAAGCCCCAGCGGGCCCUGCGAUUGUACGCAAGCGCGCUGGGAAAGUGUAUACGUAGCUUCCGGGUGCGGUUGAUUGACGGCUGGUCCCGGGAGCUGCAGAAGCCACCGGAGGUCGAAGGCAGUGAGCGGAUGAGCCUAGCGGCAGGCGGUCCCAUCCGAAGGGCGAUGGCCACGGCCGUCCGGGACCCCAGGCGCCCCAUCGAGAGCGCCUUGAGAGAGAAGAUUCAGCAGGCGCUAGCCCCCGCCCACCUGGAGGUGCUGAACGAGAGCCACCGGCACGCUGUCCCUCCCGGCUCGGAGACCCACUUCAAGGUAGUGGUGGUGAGCCCGCGCUUCGAGGGGCUGCCCCUCCUCCAGCGACACCGGCUGGUACAUGCGGCCGUCGGCCAGGAGCUCGCUGGCCCUGUCCAUGCCCUCUCCAUCCACGCCAGGACUCCCCAGCAGUGGGCAGACGAUGCCCACGUUGACAGGAGCCCACCCUGCCUCGGGGGGUCCAAGCAUGACAGCAGGAGGGUGGGGCAGGGAGACCACACCCCCACACCAUCCGCUGACUGAGUACUGAGUCAACAAAUAAACACUGGACACUAUGUACUCUUGACAGUCUUAUGGUCUCCAUACCCCCUCCCUCUCCCUCCCCCUAUCCUAUUCUUCCUCCCUGACCCCCUCCUCUCCCUCCCAUCCCCCCUUCUACUCUCCCUCCUCCUACGCUUCCUCUCCCUCCCAUCCCCCUCCUUCUACUCUCCCUCUCCCUCCGCAUCCUCCUAUUCUUCCUCCCCAACCCCCUCCUCUCCCUCCCAUCCCCCUCCUUCUACUCGCCCUCCUAUCAUUCUCCCCUCCCCCUCUCUCCCUCUUGCUCCCCCCUCUCCCUUCCCCUCCCCUUCCUAACCCUCUUACUUUGCUUCUCACCCCUGCCUCCCUCUCUUCCACUUCCUCUCUCUCCCCUCCAUACCUCGCUACUCUUCCCUCUUCCACCCCCUCCCAUUUCCUAUCUCCCCUUCUCUCCUCCCCCUCCCCUCUCUUCCACCCCUUCUCUCCCCACCCUCACAAGCAAGGAUGUAAUUCUGAGGUUUCAUCAGGCCUCACUGCAGGGUAGUGAGCAGUUUUGGGCCCCUCACCUGAGAAAGGAAGUGCUGACAUUUUGGUGAGGGUUCAGAGGCGGUUCAUGAGAUUGGAGGGGGUUUCAUAUGAGGAGUGAUCGAUGGCUUUGGGCUCUUACUCACUGACAUCCAGAAGAAUGAAGGGAAUCUCGUUGAAACCUAUCGGGGCACCUUCAUGACGGUGUUUCCAUCGCAAGCUAUUCUUGUUUUAACGAGGCCGAGUUGCUAGCUCGACGCUCAACCCGACUCGGAUUCGAACUCAGGAACCUUCGCUCCGGAGUCCGUAUUAUUGCGCCACCAAGCGGGACUCAUUGAAACCUGGUGAACAUUGAAAGGCCUAGAUGGAUGGUGUGGAUGUGAAGAGGAUGUUUCCUGUGGUGGGGAGUCUAGGAGCAGAGGGCACUGCCUUGGAAUAGAGGGACGUUUCGUUAAUGAGGGAGGUCACACUGUUUAUUUUUUUUAAAACGUUUUUUUAUUGUAUUUCAAGUAGUUACAAAAUAAAAGUAUGAAAAAAAAAUGUAUAGGUCACACUGUUUCAAACAGACUGUAACUGCAUGUUCCAACAUCUGUGAAUGCACAACAGAUUGAAUUUUAAAGCAGAAGACCGUCCUGGCUUCCCCGCCCGGACCUCAUAAUGAGAUUCAUUUCUUUAAAACAAAACAACAGAGCUUGUUGAACAACCAGUGUGCAAAAGAAGACAAAGAAUAAAAAACAAGUAAAUAACUGCGGCUGAGAACGCGAGUCCUCGAAAGUGAGUCCCAUCGGCUGUGGGAACAGUCCAGCGUUGAGACUGUUGGGGAGUUUCCAGGUCUUGGAUUCCUUUAGAUGUUCAGAGGGGUUUUGGUGAGGGUCCACAGCCCCUUGCAAGUGGUUGCACAGGUUGAUGGGGUGGGAGCGAAGGCAGGACCAGAAUCAAGUUUAACAUUCAGGAUUGUUUAAUGUCAUUUCUGUACAUAAGUGGGUAAGGAGAACAAAAUAAUUGUUACUCCAGAUCAGACCAAAAAAAAACCCACAAAAGACAAUAAUAUUAUCAAAAAUAAUAAUAUUUAAAACAAUAAAUAUAAAUACAUAAGAGAACUUGUGUAUGUAGAUUGAUUGUAUGCCCUUAAAGGGCUGUGCAGAAGGUGACUGACUGGAAAUGAUGACGUCAUGGUGGAGAUGUUGACUGGGUCUUACUGCUUGAGGAAGGAAGGUCACUGGUGUAUGUAAUGAAGUUUGUUGUUUUGCAGCAGCAGUACAUAGAAACUAUAAAUGAUGAUAAGUAUAUAGAAAAAAAAGAAAAUUUAAUUAAAUAAUCGGAAAAUGAAGGAAGAAU
This is a messenger RNA of Hypanus sabinus (Atlantic stingray), 2444 nucleotides long. It is a transcript of the gene bola1, whose product is annotated as bolA family member 1. Lineage: Eukaryota; Metazoa; Chordata; Chondrichthyes; Myliobatiformes; Dasyatidae. The transcript is spliced from 2 exons. Gene Ontology annotation, cellular component: mitochondrion. The record is from RefSeq and is a predicted model, not a curated record. The coding region runs from base 162 to 587 and encodes 141 amino acids.